AUGAGGUAUGAUAGGGAUUUUGGUGAGAGGGUUGGGGGGAGGAACAUGGUGAUGUCAGGGAAGGCCAACAACGUUGGGAACAUGCUGAAAAGGCCGAAAUGGCUGUCGUGUGCGGUGGAGUUGGGUUAUGAGAUUCGUGAGAAAAUUGAUCGGAAUCAGCUCCAAACGGCUGGCGGCGGAAGAAGGGCAGAGAUGAUUUAUGUGAAUGUCGAAUUUUGGGAUAGAAUUGGGGAUCAUCUUGGAGCUGUCUCAAAACGACACCGUUCCACUAAUACUCAGUACGACGUCGUUUCAGCAUUCACUCACAACAGCCUUGAAUUUCUUUCAGAUGAGUUACGCCUUCUGAACUGGCAUGGCUCCCCCUUAAGAUCUUUUCCAUCCAAUUUUGCACCCAACAAACUUUUCGAGCUUAACAUGUGUUACAGCCACAUUAAAGAACUUUGGAAAGGAGUAAAGCAUUUGACCCAGUUGAAAAUAAUUAUCCUCAGUCACUCAACAUACUUAACUAAGACCCCAGACUUCACUGGUACCCCAAAUCUUGAGAGACUGAUUCUUGAUGGUUGUACAAGUUUAUCUUUUGUUCACCCGUCCAUUGGACUGCUCAAAAAGCUUACGUUAUUGAAUCUGAAAGACUGCAAACAGCUUAGGAGUCUGAGAGCUAAAAUUGAAUGGGAAUCUCUUGAAGUUCUUAUCCUUUCUGGCUGCUCAAAACUCAGUAAUGUUCGAGAGAUCAUGUCCAAUACAAAGCAUCUCGCAACACUUAAGGUUCUUGAUCUCAAUGGCUGCUCAAAACUAGACAAACUGCCAGAGGACUUGGGGCAUCUCGCAAGUUUGGAAAAUCUUGAUUUAGGUGGAACUGCUAUAAGCCAACCACCAUCUUCUAUUGUGCUAUUGAAAAACCUCGAACAAUUAUCUUUUCAUGGAUGCAAAGGAGUACCUCAAAAGUCCUGGAGUUCUCUCUCCGGCUUGUUCCCAUUGUUCUCUAGAGCAAAUCCAGAGUCCGUGGGGCUGAGGUUACCUUCUUCUUUAUCAGGUUUAUGCUCUUUAAGACACCUGGAUCUAGGUGAUUGCAACCUCCAGGAAGGUGUAAUUCCCUCUGAUAUUGGCUUCUUACCAUUUUUGAUAAAAUUAAAUCUGCGCAGGAACAAAUUUGUUAGUUUACCUCCAAGCAUCAGUCAACUCCAUAAGCUUGAAAUUCUUUUUUUAGAAUAUUGCGAUCGACUUCAAGCCUUGCCAGAGCUUCCUGCAAGUGUAGUUAGAUUAUUUGCCCAGAAUUGCACAUCCUUGGAAAUAAUAUCAAGUUCAUCACGUAGAUUCGGUCCAUUCGGACCAACAGCACGAAUGUUUAAUUUGACUAAUUGCUUAAAACUGGCUGGGAGUGGAAGAACCAAUGGUUUGACAGUCACUUGUUUAAAAAAUGUGCUUCAUUCGCUGUUAAGAAGUGGGGGUACAUAUCGGCGACGGUCUCGAUGUGGUAGGAGAAAGAUACGAAUAGAACGUGAACGUAUAAAUCCUGAAUUCGAAAUUGUUGUUCCUGGAUCUCAAGUUCCAAGCUGGUUCAUUUAUCAUAGUGGAGGGUCAUCAUUAAGAGUUGCUCAACCAAUGCGAGGAUGUAGGGGAUUGGCACUUUGUGUUGCUUUUUCAGUACAUGAUCCAAAGGGUUUCUGGCCACACAAACGGAUGAAACUUAAUUGUAACGUACAACUGGAAAUCAUCCCUACUAUUGCACCCUCGGACACACAAAUGACUCCUACUGUCUCCAUGUCAGUCCCUCUAAAUUCUUUGGCUGGGACAGAUCACCUCUGGUUGUUCUACAUUUCUGGAACAUUUCUCACCAACAACGAUUUUUUUUAUCUAAGUGGUGUUUCUUUUGGAGAUAAAACCGAUGAAGGCAUUACUAUGAAGGUAAAAGCGUGUGGGCUCCGUCCAGUAUAUUAUUUUGAUAUUGGAGAAGUCAUCAGAGCAUCCAAUAACCGUAGUAGCAAUACUAGUCCUGUGGUUUUGGAUCCUGAUAGAUUAGCAGUAACAAGUACUAUCAUCAAGCGAAGCCGUAAUUACUGCCCUGAUCCGCAGCCGUGUCCAAAAAGAUUGAAGUUUUACUGUUUGAGUGCUUAA
Pistacia vera is the source of this 2115-nucleotide messenger RNA. RefSeq names its product disease resistance-like protein DSC1. The record is from RefSeq and is a predicted model, not a curated record. Gene Ontology annotation, molecular function: protein binding. The coding region runs from base 1 to 2115 and encodes 704 amino acids. The transcript is spliced from 5 exons. Lineage: Eukaryota; Viridiplantae; Streptophyta; Magnoliopsida; Sapindales; Anacardiaceae.